UCCGUGUUUUUCAGCAGCAGGAAUUCAAGAGGGAUGCUUCUGUUUGGGUUUCUGAUCGUGAUUUAUAUUUAUUCAGAGGACUAACAGAGGGUGGAUCUGUUCCCGGCGCGAACGAGCAUGCUCACAACCCGCCGACUCUCCUAUUAUCCAACUGCCUAGUUUUGGUGCUUCAAUGUACAUGUAUAUUCAGUGUGCAUAUGUGUGUAUACAAACACGCAUGCCUACCUGGAUGGACAUCUGCACGCACAGGUCAUUUUUUAAGGACAAUUAUUUCAAUAAGGUCUUUACCCCUUACUUGAAACAGGUGUUCAUGAAAAAAAAUGCACAAAAUCCUGCCGGGCCGGAAUAAUUCAUGAAGAAAGGGCUGGAUCCGUGGGUCAGAGACCACAGGACCCCUUUGCCAUCCCAAGGCAGAAGGCCUCGCUCCAGCACAGCCCGCCACGCUCUUAGACAUCUCUGACACGUCUUGACCAUGAGACCACAGCUGGCUUUUGGCAGGAUUCAAGGCAUAUAGCCAGCAGCCUCGAACUGGUUCAUGGAGGAUCCUCAAGAGAUCCUGGCUGGGCCAGCUGUCCCCUCCAGAGGGAAGAGCUGCAUAGAGGAAGGGGACUGCCGCAGGAGUGGACAUGAAUGCUGGCUUCCAGAGAGAACAGCGUUUUAGUUGUGGUCACCGGAAGUGGUGCCUUCAGCACAGAAGAGCUUCAUUUCUCCUCGACGGCCAUUGACCUCCAGCUCGGGGAGAGACAGGAGAAGACACCAGAACGAGGCCACCCUCGGCAUCCAGAGUGGCUUCUUUUAGGCCAGGACCAGACAUGACUGGGCCAUGGACACAGACGUCUCUGACCUUCCAUAGUCCACAUAGCACACAGGGGACUUCCAGGGGGACACCUGCCACUGCCCACUGAAGUAAUACAAUGGCAAUAUUGACAUCCUCCGUGACAUUUCCCAGACAGACACUCAGGCAGGAACUGCUGGUGCAUUUUCUGUCUGCGAAGUAGAGCGUCAUGAUGCACGAUCGGAAUGUCCCCGGCCCUGAUGCUCUGCUCUGAGUCCACUCACCGCCAGUGACACUUGCAAAAAAACUAAACAAAACAAAAAAGCACCCUCCCGAAGCUGUCUUUGGUCUGGUUUCUGCAGCGCUUGACCAAUGUGGCCAAAGCCAAGCGCCUCCUUGGAUCACUUGGCUUCCCCAUAAAUGCAGCCCACCCCAGCCCUCCCGGAAUAGCAUCUCCAGUCUCCAAGGAGGUCAUGGAUCCUGAACAAAGCGCCGUCAAGGGCACCAAGAAAGCGGAGGGAAGUCCCCGGAAGCGGCUAACCAAAGGAGAGGCCACCCAGACCUGUGUUCCCUCCGGCACCCUGUACCCAGGCGGUGCCCCCGGGGCCACCCAGGAAAGCCCCCUCCAAGAGCUCCUAGCCCCGCAGCCCUUCCCAGGCUCCUCAGCAGUUCUUAGGGAAGGCUCUCAGGAGAAACCAAGCCAGCAGCAGAAACCCCCCAAGAGAACCUCCCUCGAAGCCUCCGUCCACAUCUCGCAGCUUCCACCACACCCUCUGACACCAGCAUUCAUGUCGCCCGGCAAGCCUGAGCAUCUCCUGGAGGGCUCCACAUGGCAGCUGGUGGACCCUAUGAGACCGGGGCCCUCGGGCUCCUUUGUGGCCCCUGGGAUCCACCCACCGAGCCAGCUCCUCCCUUCCCAUGCUUCCAUCAUCCCACCGGAGGACCUGCCUGCCAUCCCCAAGGUCUUUGUGCCCCGCCCCUCCCAGGUCUCCCUAAAGCCCACAGAAGAGGCGCACAAGAAGGAGAAGAAGCCCCAGAAGCCGGGCAAGUACAUCUGCCAGUACUGCAAUCGGCCGUGCGCCAAGCCCAGCGUGCUCCAGAAGCACAUCCGCUCACACACGGGGGAGAGGCCCUACCCCUGCGGGCCCUGUGGCUUCUCCUUCAAGACCAAGAGCAACCUCUACAAGCACAGGAAGUCCCACGCCCACCGCAUCAAAGCCGGCCUGGCCUCGGGGAUGGGCAGCGAGGUGUACCCGCCGGGCCUGGAGUUGGAGAGGGUCCCCGGUGAAGAGUUUGAGGAGCCCACCGAGGGAGAAAGCACAGAUUCCGAGGAGGAGACCGGGCCACCCUCCAGCCACCCCCCGGAGGCCUCCCCCAGGCCCAAGCACCCCCUCCUUUCCAGCGGGGGGUACAGCUCCAGCCAUGAACACUGCUUCCUGUCCAAGUCCGGCACCUCCCAGUCUCUCGAGGACCCCACACCCUUUGCAGAACCCUCGUCCGAGCACCCCGUGAGCCAGAAGCCCGAGGACACCCACACCAUCAAGCAGAAGCUGGCCCUGCGCCUGAGCGAGAGGAAGAAGGUGAUUGACGAGCAGGCCUUUCUGAGCCCCGGCAGCAAAGGGAGCACCGAGUCGGGCUAUUUUUCCCGCUCAGAGAGCGCCGAGCAGCAGGUCAGCCCUCCCAACACCAACGCCAAGUCCUACGCUGAGAUCAUCUUCGGCAAAUGCGGGCGCAUGGGGCAGAGGACCACCAUGCUGACGGCCAGCGCCACCCAGCCCCUCCUGCCCCUGUCCACCGAAGACAAGCCCAGCCUGGUGCCUAUGUCUGUGCCCCGGACGCAGGUGAUCGAGCACAUCACCAAGCUCAUCACCAUCAAUGAGGCCGUGGUGGACACCAGCGAGAUCGACAGCGUGAAGCCCCGGAGGAGCUCGCUGUCGCGGCGCAGCAGCAUGGAGUCCCCCAAGGCCAGUCUCUACCGAGAACCCCCGUCGGCAGCGCACAGCGAGAAACUGAAGCCGGAAGCGUCGAUGCUGAGCCUCCAGCACCCCCCCACCCCCACCCCCCCUGUGCCUCUCCUGAGAAGCCACUCAAUGCCUUCGGCUGCCUGCACCCUCCGCACCCCACACCCUACCUUCCGAGGGAGCUACUCCUUCGAUGACCACAUCACCGACCCCGACGCCCUGAGCCGCAGUCACCUGUUGACCUCCUCCCACCCGCGGAUGCUGAGGCGCCAACCGGCCAUCGAGCUCCCCUUGGGGGGCGAGUACAGCUCGGAGGAGGCUGGACCGAGCAGGAAAGACACCACCUCCCAACCCACCGACGAACCGGAACCCCAGGAGAGCGAGCUCGCCAAAAAGACCAAGAAGGGAUUAAAAACGAAAGGGGUGAUCUAUGAAUGUAACAUCUGUGGUGCUCGGUACAAGAAGAGGGACAAUUACGAAGCCCAUAAGAAGUACUAUUGCUCGGAGCUUCAGGUGACCAAGCCCGUCUCUGCAGGUGCCCACACGGCCCCAGACGCCGAGAAGAGUCCCGCCGAGCAGGAGCCCUGGUCCCAGAUGCUGCACUACAAGCUCGGGACCACUUUGGAGCUGACUCCCCUGAGGAAGCGGCGGAAGGAGAAAAGCCUGGGGGACGAGGAAGAGCCGCCUGCCCUUGAGACCGAGAAAGGGCAGUUCGGCAGUGCCGGGCCGGCAGAGCCAGCCCGGAGCCUUCUCCCCGCGGAGCCCACCAAGUCACCAGCAGAGCCGAGUAAAUCAGUGCCCUCCUUAGAGGGACCCACGGGCUUCCAGCCGAGGACGCCCAAGCCAGGCUCCAGUUCAGAAUCCGGGACGGAGAGGAGAACCACGUCCAAAGAGAUUUCUGUCAUCCAGCACACCAGCUCCUUCGAGAAGUCUGACUCUCUCGAGCAGUCCAGCGGCCUGGAAGGGGAAGACAAGACCCUGGUCCCAUUCACAUCGCCCCCAGCUGCCCCGCAUGGCCGGCCGGCUCACUCCCUGCAGCCCCGGCUUGUCCGCCAGCCCAACAUUCAGGUUCCGGAGAUCCUGGUGACCGAGGAGCCCGAUCGGCCCGAAGCGGAACCGGAGCCACCUGCUAAGGAGCCCGAGAAGACAGAGGAGUUCCAGUGGCCCCAGCGCAGCCAGACACUUGCCCAGCUGCCAGCCGAGAAGCUGCCCCCCAAGAAGAAGAGACUGCGGCUGGCGGAGAUGGCCCAGUCGUCUGGGGAGUCCAGCUUUGAGUCUUCCAUGUCCCUGACUCGCAGCCCAAGCCAGGAAAGCAGUAUCUCGCUGAGCGGGUCCAGCCACUCAGCCUCAUUUGAGAGGGAAGAUCAUGGCAAAUCAGAGGCCCCGGGGCCCUUGGCAGACCCACGCUCCAAGCUCCUGGGCACUCACAUGCUGACCGUCCCCAGCCACCACCCGCACUCCCGAGAGAUGCGCAGAUCAGCCUCUGAGCAGAGCCCCAACGUGCCCCACCCCAGCCAGAUGACUGAGACCCGCAGCAAAUCAUUUGACUACGGCAGCUUGUCCUUGGCAGGCCCUUCCACACCAGCCCCAGUGGCUCCACCGGCUCAGGCAGCCCCGCCAGAAAGAAGAAAAUGCUUCCUGGUGAGACAAGCAUCUCUGAGCAGGCCUCCAGAAGCAGAGCUGGAGCCCGUCCCCAAAGGAAGACAGGAGAGUGAGGCCCCACAGCCCUUGUGCAGUAGUAAAUCAUCGGCCAAAAGCUUAUUGCCCCAGAUCUCCAUGGCAACCCCCUCACACAGCGAGCACCCAGCAGACAAGAGCCAGGUGGCAGACAGACCUCCUCUAGGGUCCACUCCCCCCUACACAGAAGCACUGCAGGUGUUCCCCCAACCCAUAGCCCCGCUGCCCCUGCAGGAGAAACCCUACCUGCCCCCUCCCGUCUCCCUCUUCUCCUUUCAGCACCUUUUGCAGCAUGAGCCAGGCCAGUCUUCAGAAUUCUUCUCCACCCAGGCCAUGUCCAGUCUCCUGUCGUCGCCAUACUCAAUGCCCCCACUUCCUCCCUCCUUAUUUCAGCCCUCACCUCUUCCUCUCCAGCCUACCGUUCUGCACCCAGGCCAACUCCACCUCCCCCAGCUCAUGCCUCACCCCACCACAAUCCCCUUUCGGCAGCCCCCUGCCUAUCUCCCCAUGCCAUACCCGGCCUCCUCAGCCCUCUCCUCGGGGUUUUUCCUGCCCCUGCAAUCCCAGUUUUCACUUCAGCUCCCGGGUGAUGUGGAAAGCCACCUGCCCCAGCUCAAGACUAGCCUGGCCCCUCUGGUAUCAGGAACGGCCGGCCUCUCUCCAACCACAGAGUACAGCAGAGAUGUCCAACUGCCCCCCGUGCCUCUCCCGCCCAGCUCUUCCACACCCACAUCGGCACCUCCGCUGGCCCCACCCACCUACCCAGACACCAUGGUGUCGCUGGUUGUGCCCGUCCGCAUUCAGACCAACAUGCCGGCCUAUGGGAGCGCGAUGUACACUACCCUCUCCCAGAUCCUGGUCACCCAGUCCCAAGGCAGCUCAGCAACCGUGGCUCUCCCCAAAUUUGAGGAGCCCCCAUCCAAAGGGAUAACCGUGUGUGGGACAGAGGCUUAUGAGGUUGGUCCCCGAUUGGCUGGAGUAAGUGAAGAACAAAGCAGAGGUUUUCCGACUCCCUACCUGAGAGUGCCUGUGACACUGCCAGAAAGAAAAAGCACUUCCCUGUCAUCAGAGAGUGUCCUGAGCCUGGAGGGAAGUUCAUCGACAGCAGGAGGGAGCAAACGUGUCCUCUCGCCAGCUGGCAGCCUUGAACUCACCAUGGAAACCCAGCAGCAAAAGAGGGUGAAGGAAGAGGAAGCUUCCAAGGGAGAUGAAAAACUCGAGCUGGUAAAGCCAUGCAAUGUCGUGCUUACCAGCACUGAGGAUGGGAAAAGGCCAGAGAAAUCUCACCCGGGCAGCCAGGGCCAGGGCCAGAGGGAGCUGGAAACACAGUCCAGUGUAUCCUCAGAUCCAUUGGAGCCAAAGGAAAUUCCUCCUCUUGCUCACCCUGCAUUACCCCAUGAGACCGCUCCAGGCUCAGAAGUCAUGAAGGAAUAUAGCCAGUCACCUAGCAAACCUCACCGCAGGGCAUUGCCCACACUGAGUGUAAAGAAGGAAGAUUCCAAGGAACAACCCGACCUCCCUCCACAGAUGCCUCCCAGCUCGCUGCCUCUUUCAGAAACAUCCCCCAGACCAGCCAAGUCACAAGAAGGUAUGGACUCAAAGAAGGUACUGCAGUUCCCCAGCCUCCACACGACCACUAAUGUCAGUUGGUGCUAUUUAAACUACAUUAAGCCAAAUCACAUCCAGCAUGCAGAUAGGAGGUCCUCUGUUUACGCUGGUUGGUGCAUAAGUUUGUACAACCCCAACCUUCCAGGGGUUUCCACUAAAGCUGCUUUGUCCCUCCUGAGGUCUAAGCAGAAGGUGAGCAAAGAGACAUACACCAUGGCCACAGCUCCGCAUCCUGAGACAGGAAGGCUUGUGCCAUCCAGCUCCUGCAAGCCCCGCAUGACAGAGGUUCACCUCCCUUCGCUGGUUUCCCCGGAAGGCCAGAAAAAUAUAGCUAGAGCGGAGAAGGAAGAAGAGAAGCGAGGGAAACCGGAGGAGGACGCUCCUGCCUCCAAGAGAGGGGAGCCGGCGAGGAUCAGAAUCUUCGAAGGAGGGUACAAAUCAAACGAAGAGUAUGUAUAUGUGCGAGGCCGCGGCCGAGGGAAAUAUGUUUGUGAGGAGUGUGGAAUUCGCUGCAAGAAGCCCAGCAUGCUGAAGAAACACAUCCGCACCCACACUGACGUCCGGCCCUAUGUGUGCAAGCACUGUCACUUUGCUUUUAAAACCAAAGGGAAUCUGACUAAGCACAUGAAGUCCAAGGCCCACAGCAAAAAGUGCCAAGAGACAGGGGUGCUAGAGGAGCUGGAAGCCGAAGAAGGAACCAGUGAUGACCCGUUCCAGGACUCGGAAGGGCGCGAGGGCUCCGAGGCUGUGGAGGAGCACCAGUUUUCAGACCUGGAGGACUCCGACUCCGAGUCCGACCUCGACGAGGACGAGGACGACGAGGAGGAGGAGGAGAGCCAGGAUGAGCGGUCCACACCGGCCUCCGAGGCGCCCGCGCUGCAGGCGGACUCCUCGCCCAGGCAGGCCCUUCUGCCCCCUGAUGUCCCCGCCGACGCCCCAGAGGCGAGCGCCGGCUCCCCGUGCAGCCGCAGCACACUGGGCCCCACGCCGCCCGGGCCGGCGCCCCCAGGCCCCGCGGAGAGGGACGCAAGCCCGGGCCGCAGCUCCAAGGUCGGGCUGCCCAGGAGACCAUGGUCUCCAAGCGGAGAAGCCGCCAGCCGCCCACCGUCUGCCCGCAAACACUCACUCACCAAAAACGACUGGUCCCCCCAGCAACACUCAUUGGCCUCCGCCCCCAGCCCGCCGGGCAACCAGCCCAGCCCAGGGAGGGACAGGGGCCUUCUUCCCUGUGGCUCCCCGAGACUCGAGCUGUCGCCUCUCAGUCCCAGCCCCCCUCAGAGACAACUGACCCCUCAAGCGCAUCUGGCCCCCGAACGCGAGGGCUCCACAGACCCAGGCCUUUCUGGACCCUCGUCCCCCAGGAGACGGUCCCUGGGGCAGGCAGAGUCACCACCGUGGCCAGCGCUGCCAGGGAAGUGGGCGUCGGGCAGCCCGGGCGUGGGGCCGGCCCCGCGGGCUCUACCUCACAAGCUUCUCAGCAGAAGCCCCGAGAAGGGUGCCUCUCCCUGGCAGAAUGCCCCGCCCCGGACUCCCUCCUGCUCACCCGGCCCUGCUCUUCCUCGCUCCUGGCCUUCCUCAGCCCUCCACGACAUCCACGGCCCAGCCCGGACAGAGAACAUCUUCAGCCACCUCCCGCUGCACUCCCAGCACCUGGCCCGUGCCCCGUGCCCCCUGAUUCCCAUCGGGGGAAUCCAGAUGGUGCAGGCCCGGCCAGGGGCCCACCCCACCCUGCUGCCAGGGCCCACUGGGGCCUGGGUCAGUGGCUUCUCAGGAGGUGGCAGCGACCUGACAGGGGCCCGGGAGGCCCAGGAACGAGGCCGCUGGAGUCCCACUGAGAGCUCGUCAGCCUCCGUGUCCCCCGUGGCCAAGGUCUCCAAGUUCACACUCUCCUCGGAGCUGGAAGCCAGGGACGACCCCGAGGAGCAGGAGAGGACGAGUGAGAGCCUGGGCAGACCGCCCGACUGGGAGCCCCCAGGGCCCGCGCCCACGGACACCCCCUGCACCCCACCCAAGGCCUCGCCCCGACCACCCCAGGGCAGCCGAGCGGAGCGGACCUGGGACCCCAGCAUGGAGUCACUGUGCACUGUCGUCCACCCCCAGCCCUUGGCCGCCCUGCCCCUGGACCGCAGCAGCUCGGCAGGCUGCCUGGCAGAGGCCUCCACGCGCCCCCCAGCUCGGAGAAGGAACCUUUCUGGGGAGCCCAGGACGGGUCGGGGCGCCCCCGAGGGCUCCCGUUCGGCACCUCCAGGCCAGCCCGAGGACAGGGGCAGCCCCAGCACUUAGUGCCCCUCCGCAGCCUCAGCAUCUGGCUUCCUGUGUUCGGCAACAGACGCUUCCAGCCAAUUCCCUCGAACCGUCUUGCCCUCCUCGAGGGCGUGCUUCCGUCUGUCUGUCUGUCCAAGCAGCUUCUGCGCAGGCCCCCUUCGGUUUCAUCUUUCAUGUAUGCAGUUACCUGUGCCUUUUUCUAUACCUUUUGUUGCUUGAAACAAAACACAAACACAAACACACCCAAAACCCCUUCCCCGAGGAUUGGAGGCUGUGACUAUUUUGUGCUUGGGGUGGGGGUGGGGGGGUGAAGCCUCACCCCUCUGCUUCUGCGGCCGCAGCACCUCACCCCCAAGGGCUAGCAAGCGGCAACCAUCUGCUGAGGGGGAGUUGGAUGUGUGGAAGGGGAAGAAAGAAAUUUUUUAAAAUAUAUAUAAUCAAAUGUAACAGCCAAUGCCCCUAUGUAUUGAGGUUUAUGGUAACUACUCACCGCUUGGUCCUACCCCAGCCAGCGGCCACCCCUCUCUGCUGCCAGCAGGGGCACCCAAACACAGGCAGUAAGGCAGAUCCAGAAAUAGCUAGCGCCUUCUUGAUUCCCACCCCACCCCCCUUUAUU
Messenger RNA from Echinops telfairi (small Madagascar hedgehog), 8902 nucleotides. It is a transcript of the gene HIVEP3, whose product is annotated as HIVEP zinc finger 3. Gene Ontology annotation, cellular component: nucleus. The transcript is spliced from 9 exons. Lineage: Eukaryota; Metazoa; Chordata; Mammalia; Afrosoricida; Tenrecidae. The record is from RefSeq and is a predicted model, not a curated record. Gene Ontology annotation, biological process: regulation of transcription by RNA polymerase II. Bases 1249 to 8304 code for a protein of 2351 amino acids. Gene Ontology annotation, molecular function: DNA-binding transcription factor activity, RNA polymerase II-specific; RNA polymerase II cis-regulatory region sequence-specific DNA binding.